This is a messenger RNA of Symsagittifera roscoffensis, 4473 nucleotides long. Its product is annotated as anoctamin-4-like. Bases 162 to 3758 code for a protein of 1198 amino acids. The transcript is spliced from 21 exons. Gene Ontology annotation, molecular function: chloride channel activity; protein dimerization activity. Lineage: Eukaryota; Metazoa; Xenacoelomorpha; Acoela; Convolutidae. Gene Ontology annotation, biological process: chloride transmembrane transport. Gene Ontology annotation, cellular component: plasma membrane. The record is from RefSeq and is a predicted model, not a curated record.
GGCUAUGCGAUGUCACACAAAUACGCCUGCCAAGCAAUAUAGUAGGCUGUCACAAUAGCGAAGAAGCUAUUUAGACAUAGUCAGCUACUGAAUAAAACCAACAUAAUACAUCAAACCAAACUAAAACCCACAAUCUUAUCUGAAUUGAACGAGUUCCGAUCAUGGCUAACAUCGGCUGGAAUGUUCCGGGACGGAGUGUGGAAGAGGGUGCGGACAACCCUGUCUACGUCAUGGGCUACGAGGAGAACCAACCCCUUCCUCCCAUUUCCCCCAAUUUACACACAGUGUCCCCAUCGUCAGUGGGAACUAGUUACCCUAAUGGGGAGACGAGUCUACCUUACCCUACUUUCCCAUCAGAUUCCGACCACGAUUCCACAACUGGGCCCAAUCCCUCCGCCCAGCCGCUUCUCCACUCGCCCCCUUCCCCUCCCCAUUCUCAAGUAAACCCAGCAGUGAACCUGGAGAUGACCACCCCUUCUGCUCCUCACGCCACUCCCCAUGCACAUGAUGCAGUGCACGAGGAUGACGUAGUUGCACCUACAAAGGAAGUCAAGAUGUAUGCUCCUGUGAAGCCGGAGGAGAUGGGAAUAGAGUCGCAGGUAACGGGAAGGAAUCUGAAGUUCAUUCCCCAGGUUCCGGAUGAAGAAUUGAAGGCGUGCUUCACUACUUUCCCUGGCGCCGAUGAGAUCCCGAAGCGUAUAGACUUCGUACUAGUGCACCAGGUGUCGGACGAAGAAUCGAGUGUUGAAAAAUCGAGUAAAAAGGAAGACAAAGGAAAUGGGGGGAGCAAGAAGGACGCUGAAGCAGGCGAGAAUGGUCAUGGUAAAGGCAAGGAUGACCAUUUCACGCACAGGGAGUCGAGAGAGUUCUUCACAAAUAAUCUGCUAGCCAAAGGACUCCUGCUAAAAGAAGUGAAGUGCGGUGAGGAUGAUUCGGACUCUAUAGCAGAGUCUGCUCCUAAACAGCAGUCCCCAGAGAAGAAGUUACCUCCUAAAGAUUUCGCUAAAGCUAAACAAAAAACAAACUACGCAGGGCUAAAAGCUGUGACCGUAUCGCGUCUAGCUAAAUACGUGGAAAGUCGAGAAAAGGAGAGCGACCUGGUGUUCACACUGUGUCAUGCGCCUGAUGAUCUGCUGCUCAAGUGGUGUGAAAUUCUGAGGAUGAAAAUGCCCCUUCAGCAAUGUGACUCGGAGGUUCAGAAAAAUUUCCUGGGCAAACUGUGGGAGAAAGUUCCGAACACGUUCGAGCCGUUCGAGUUUAAGCAGACCAUUCCGGACAGUCAGGAUCCCUAUUCCUACUUCACGGCUGUCUUCACCGAAGCCAGACAGGACAGAUUUGCGCUGGAGAAAAUGGGAGGAACUGAGCAUUUUUUCACUGUGGGAGAUAGAAACCGAAUUGUCUACAGUAUCCUGAGCCGUACAGAGUAUGACUGUGACGAAGAUAGGGAAAAGGAUGGCCAGGAGAGUGAGAGUCAGUUUCUGAACAAGAAGUUUGGCAUCGACCGCAUGAUAGACGAGCAGAUCUACAAUAGCGCCUACCCUCUGCACUCGGGUAACUACUUGUGGGAUCCGAUUGAGAUGGGGAUGCCGUGGCAUGAGUGCGAGUACCUCACAGACAGACAGAAGCUGUUCUACUCCUGGGCAGAUUGGAGGACCUUCUACAAGAAACAGCCCAUGACACUCAUUCGGAGGUACUUUGGGGAGAAGAUUGGCAUCUACUUUGCGUGGCUGGGCUUCUACACGUGGUUCCUGUUCCCUGCAGCUGCCCUGGGAUUCAUCUGUUUCCUGUAUGGCUGUCUCACCAUGGCCACAGACGACAUCUCCCGUGAAGUGUGUGACGAUGGACCAGCUGCCAACUACACCAUGUGUCCACUGUGUGACAAGGCAUGCGAGUUCUGGAAACUAGGCGAGAGUUGUAUACAGGUGAAGGUUUCUCGGAUGAUAGACAACGAGGCAACUAUCGUGUUCGCUCUGUUCAUGUCUCUCUGGGGCAUCCUCUUUCUAGAAUUCUGGAAGCGGACUAAGAACGAACUGGCUUACGAGUGGGAUCUGUUCGACUACGAGGAGGGAACACAGACCAUCCGGCCUCAGUUCGAGCGGAAAGCCAUGCUGGUGGUGGCAAAGAAUGCCAAGAAGAAAGACUCCUGGUGGCAGAUCAACCCUGUAACCCUGAUGACGGAGCCAUUCAUGCCGCUCACAACGCGACUUCCCAAGCUCUGUGCUUCUAUCUCUAUCGUAUUCUUCAUGAUCUCGGUGGUGUUGGCGACAGUGAUUGGGGUGGUGAUCUAUCGUGCACUGGCCGGAUACUUCUUCGUCAAGCAGGACUUAGGCCCCACCUGGUCCAGCAUCCUCACCUCCUGCACAGCCUCCACCGUCAAUCUUAUGUUCAUAUUCGCUUUCUCCAGAUUCUACAACGUCCUCGCUUACAAACUGACUGAGUUCGAGUGUCCGCGUACAGACAGUGAGUUCGACAACUCGUACACAGUGAAAAUGUUCGUGUUCCAGUUCGUGAACUACUACUCUUCCAUCUUCUAUAUCGCUUUCUUCAAGGGCAGAUUCGGGGGAUAUCCCACCAACUACUCACUCGUCCUCGACAAGUACAGACUCCAGGAGUGUGGACCGGGUGGAUGUCUGUUUGAUCUCAUGACACAAUUGGGCACAAUCAUGGUCGGCAAGCAAUUGUACAGUAACCUGCAGGAGAUAGGCAUGCCGAUGUUGAAGAAGUGGUUUGCAUCUCGUAAGUUCCGAAACCAACAGGAGGACGAGGAGGAUGUAGACGGAGAGGGAGGAAACAAAGAAAACGACGAGAAGAAACUGCACAGGUGGGAGAAGGACUUCGUGUUGUCUGCGUGGCCGCCGAUGAACUUGUUUUACGAGUACCUGGAGAUGGUGAUCCAGUUCGGCUUCACCACCCUCUUCGUGGCCGCCUUCCCCCUCGCCCCCUUCUUCGCCUUCCUAAACAACGUCAUCGAAAUCAAACUGGACGCCUACAAGUUCAUCACCCAACUCAGGCGUCCAUGGGCACAAAAGGCGGAGGAUAUCGGAUCAUGGUAUAAUAUCCUGUCGGCCAUCGCUGUGAUCGCAGUGCUCACGAAUGCGUGCAUAAUUGCCUUUUCGAGUCGUGUGGUGGAGAGAUGGUUCUAUAGGAACUACCAUCAGUCUCAGAUUCCUCUUUACUUUGACUUCGUCUUCUCCAAAGCCGAAGUGAAGAAAAUAUACGGCCACGAAGAGGCCGAAAAACUGACUCCCUUUGCAGUCGGACACGAAUGCAGAUAUCAAGGAUUCCGUUACGACUACAAUGACCCGAAGAACACUCCCUAUCAACACACGCCUGAGUUCUACGAGUUGAUGGCACUCAGAUUAGGAUUUGUGCUCCUAUUCGAGAACAUAGUGUUUGCUCUGCGGUCCAUGGUCGCCUACAUGGUUCCGGACAUGCCUGUCCACGUGCGAGUGGAGAAGGCAAGAGAGGAGUACCUCACAAGACAAGUGCUCUACGAGUCCGAAAAGCCGGCAGCCAAAAAAGUUGUCUCGAAAUGGCUAAGCAAAACGUCUCAGCCACCGCACUUUAGGCUCCCAAUGAUGGACAGAUUCAAUAAAUCAGAAUCGACCGCUAGUUCCCCCGCCCAACACAAAAACGACACAUCAGAUACUAACUUUUCCUCCCCUGAUUCGAACCUCCACCCUCACUAUGGAUUCUCCCACCAUAGUUCCUACAACGAACCGGAGUUGAGAUGGAACAACGACCAGUCAACGGUUUAAUCCUUCAAAAUUUUUCUACUAGGGAUCAUCUUCAAAGACUAUAUGGUGGAGAUGAACUUAAAAAUCGAAUUAAAACUACUGUUACUUUCGUUGAAAGUCAGGAUAAUAAAUAACUUGAUAUCUUGAAAAUACUCUAACCCCCUUGAUAGAAAUGUGUAAAAUACCUUUGUAGUUUGAAUAAGAUCAAACUUUUUUCCUACAAUGAAUAAUAGAACUGUCCUACUUACCUUUUUCUUAGUCAAUGCAGUUUGUUCUCUUUUUAUCUGAUAACACUCUCUACCUCUAUCUUAACAUGGGGACUGGAUCAUUACCAUGUGUGUCAAUUAGCAUACACGUUCUUGCUAUUAUUAUUCUCGUGAAAGCAAAUGUCUUUAAAUUUGGUUUAUAGUAAAAUUGCUUUACAGUAUUGCAAAAAUAGCUAAGAUAACUAUUUUAGAAGUUGAUUCUCGAAUUGAGCUUAUUUUGUCUUUUUCAAUUGAUUUUUAUCACAUUUUAGUACAUGAAAGUAGUAAUCGCAUGCUAACUGAAAUAUGUGGUAAUUGACACCCCUCUUACCUUUAUCAGUAUCUUCGCGGACGCAGAGCGCCUUUCUUUCAAUAUCGCAAUUAAGUGUUUGUAUCUUUCUACCUUUUGAAAAACUGAGCAUUUCGGUUGAAUUUCAAUUAAGGAAUGUUAGCUCCUAAAAAAUCUGAAAACUAGAAUAACUUGAUUGAUU